AUGGCCUCUCCAAUAGAGAAUCUCUACGGCGCCCUUCUUCUGGGUACAUUCUUCAGUCUCAUAUACUUUCGCGUGUAUCCCAAUGAUGAAGUGAACAUUCGUGUACUGGUGUGGUGCGCUUUGGUAUUAACCAACAUCUCGCGCACCAAGGCACUUCCUAUCACGGCGGAGCUGUCCAUCAUUUUGUCGCUGGUUGCGCUGGAAUACUCGGGAGAUUUGGCCUCCGGGUUAUACAGGAUUUUGCGUAGUCACUCUAGCUCCAGAUCGCUCAUGGAGAACUUCAUGCUCUAUGUUCUCAAUACAGGACUACUGGUAAGCAUUUGUGACAUCGUGUCCUGGAUAUUGGCAUAUGCAGUGGCAAGGACUGCUUGGUGGAUUGCCUUCGAUACAGCAACCACGAAGUUGUACCUUAUCACUUUCCUCUCCGUGUUAAACUCCCGAGACAUGGCAAUCACUAGAGGCAUCGAGAUAUUUGGAUCAGAUGCAACCUACGGGCUUAAUGCCAUCGAAAGGGCGGCCAGACAGGCUCGUGCUGAACGGUAUAAUGCUCCUCAGAUCCCUGACAUAGGCCCGACCAAGAUUGACAUCAAGGUGGCAACCGAGAUCGAGGGGGAGAACCAAACCACCCGUGACAUGAUGGCCGACGACAGCGACGCGCAUAAGCCCGGACAAGUCUUCCGUCUGUAG
Messenger RNA from Dichomitus squalens LYAD-421 SS1, 687 nucleotides. RefSeq lists its product as uncharacterized. Lineage: Eukaryota; Fungi; Basidiomycota; Agaricomycetes; Polyporales; Polyporaceae. The record is from RefSeq and is a predicted model, not a curated record. The coding region runs from base 1 to 687 and encodes 228 amino acids. The transcript has 14 exons.